Messenger RNA from Bombus huntii, 498 nucleotides. Its product is annotated as omega-amidase NIT2-A-like. Bases 96 to 362 code for a protein of 88 amino acids. The transcript has 2 exons. Gene Ontology annotation, biological process: L-glutamine metabolic process; oxaloacetate metabolic process. NCBI's taxonomy places the organism in Eukaryota, Metazoa, Arthropoda, Insecta, Hymenoptera, Apidae. Gene Ontology annotation, molecular function: omega-amidase activity. Gene Ontology annotation, cellular component: mitochondrion. The record is from RefSeq and is a predicted model, not a curated record.
UUCCAAAAUACGCCGAGAGUAUUCCUGAUGGUGAAACGAGCGUUGCUUCAUCGAACGCAGCUAAAGAAAACAACAUCUAUGUAGUUGGUGGUACGAUGCCUGAAAUAGAGGGCGCUAAAUUGUACAAUACCUGUACUAUUUGGGGUCCCGAUGGAACUUUGAUAGCAAAACACCGAAAGGUACAUCUAUUCGACAUCGACAUUCCUAAUAAGAUUACUUUUCGAGAGAGUGAUUCACUCAGUCCUGGUAACUCCCUAACGACGUUCGAUGUGAAGGGCUGCAAAAUAGGUAUUGGCAUUUGCUAUGAUAUUAGAUUCGAGGAAAUGGCACGCAUUUAUCGGAACAAAGGUACAGUAACUUAAUCGAUCAAUACUUAACUAGCAAAAAAUUAAAUAUCUUUCUUAAAUAUAUUCUAUAUAAAAUUAAUAUAAUCUGUAACUCUGUAUAAAAAGAAGCUUAAUUUAAAAAAACCAGUAUAUUUGCUGAAAAUGAAACAAA